CUAGCGCCUUCUUGAACUUGGUUUUAGCCCAUGCCCAAACCUGCCCCGUUAAAGGUAUUUACUAUUUCGUCACAUGCAAAAAAAUAUAAGGAGCUUAAUGUAAAAUUUUCAAACAAAGUCCGGCAGCGCCAAAUGCACGGUUCGGCCGUCGCCAGCGCUGGUAGCUCGACGUUCCUCUCCAAGAAGCAUCAAUGCCUCGCACUGCUCAAGCUCUGCUCUUCAAUCAAACACCUCUAUCAGCUCCAUGCCCAAAUCCAAAUCUGCGGACUCCAGAGCGACUCCUUUCUAGCGACGGAACUAAUCCGGGUAUGUUCACUCUCUUCUCGGAAAAACCUGAAUCACGCACGAACCAUCCUCAGCCGAUUGGCUAACCCACCUCCAGCGGCUUGGAAUCUCCUCAUUCGUGGUUAUUCCUCCAGCGACGACCCUAGAGGAACCAUACUCCUCUUCCGCCAGAUGCUCAGAGGAGGGAUCACCCCCAAUAACCUCACUUUCCCAUUCGUUCUCAACGCCUGCGCUUCUUCUUCUUCCUCUUCUUGCUCGGCGGAGAUCAAAGAAGGGGAACAGGUCCACGCCCACGUCGCGAAAUCUGGGUUGGACUGCUCUGAUGUCUACGUAGGGAACAAUUUGAUCCAUUUCUAUGGCUCAUGCAAAAGGGUAUCUCGUGCUCGCAAGGUGUUUGACAAAAUGCCCGAGAGGAGUGUAGUGUCGUGGAAUGCUGUGAUCACUGCCUGCGUUGGGUGCUCGAGUACAGAGGACGCAAUUCAGUACUUUAGGGAAAUGAAAGGUUCCGGGUUUGAACCUGAUGAGGCGACGAUGGUGGUCAUGCUUUCACUCUGCGCCGAGGUGGGAAACUUGGGGCUAGGCAAAUUGAUUCAUUCUCAAGUGAUCGAGCAAGGAAUGGAAUUGACUCACCAGCUGGGCACAGCCCUCGUCGACAUGUACUCAAAAGCAGGGAACUUGGUUUACGCCAUGUCUAUCUUUGAAUCCAUGGAGGAGAAAAGGAGAAAUGCUUGGACUUGGAGUGCAAUGAUCUUAGGGCUAGCUCAACAUGGCUUCGCCAAGCAAGCCCUCCUGCUCUUCCGUCGAAUGAUCUCUUCCACCUCCUCAUCGAUCCAACCCAAUUAUGUCACCUUCCUUGGAGUCCUCUCUGCCUGCAGCCAUGCGGGUUUGGUCCAAGAAGGGUUCAACUACUUCCAUGAGAUGCAACAUAAAUACGGGAUCAAACCCACUGCAGUUCACUACGGCGCUAUGGUGGAUAUACUAGCCCGUGCAGGUUACUUGAAGGAGGCGUAUGAGUUUGCCUCGAGCAUGCCUUGCCGGAGGGACCCUAUAGUUUGGAGGACUCUGCUCGGUGCUUGCCGUGGUAGGAACUGUGGUGGUAGUGAUGGUGAAUUGGUGGAGGAGGUGAGGAGGCGGCUGCUGGAGCUUGAGCCUAGGAGGAGUGGGAAUCUGGUGAUAGUGGCGAAUCUGUAUGCAGGUGCUGGGAUGUGGGAGAGAGUUGAGGAUGUUAGGAAGGGGAUGAGAGAUGGGGGGUUGAAGACUAGAGGUGGGGAGAGUUGGAUUGAGUUGGGUGGUUCAGUUCAUCAAUUCUUCUCUGGUUGUGGUCUGGAGGAGGGGGCAGAAGUGAUGAACCGGGUACUGAUUGGAUUGGAUCUUCAUGUUAGGAUGGUACAUUUCGAUUGAAGGGAAGUAUGGCUGUUAUCUUUGUAGAACGAAGAACAAUGUUUUCGUUCCUUGGCUAACAAGUAACCACCACUUAGGACACCUGACGCUGCCUGUCAAUCAGACCAGUUGUGGCUUCUUGCACCCGCCCAACGACAGGUAUUCAUUUUGCUCAUGUUAAUGUGGAUGUGCUCGUUUUAGCAUUCAAAUCCACUUAUCUUUGUAGCCAAAAUAAACACAUUCCUUAUAUCGGCAACAUUUGAUUUUGGAAAUUUGCAAUUGCAGGCUGUUCUAGAAUUCUAUCACCUUCACGUAAAAACUUACAGCCUCUACAGCAGUUUGAGAAGUAUUAUAUUGAAGGCACCAAGGCAAAGUCUGGAUCUCAUCCUCUCGAAGGAUCUCGUGAAAUUCGACGAUUGCUUGGUAGUUCUACAGAAUCAGGUCUCGAUGGAUGUGACCCAAGCAUUGUAUUGAGUCCAACGAAGAGCGAGAUAUUGACCGACUAGAGUGUGGUGGUUUAUGGGGUACGAGUUGCUCGGCGGCAUAAUGUAACAAAUAUCUGAUUGCGAAAUCAUAUAUUACUGUAAUACCCGUGGUAGAAUAAGCUUGUAUCGAAUUGUUCAUCAACGAAAUUGCAUAUUACUGUAGUACCCGUGGUAGAAUAAUCAAUAAUAUAGUGAAUGUCAUAUU
Messenger RNA from Linum trigynum, 2355 nucleotides. The record is from the annotation of a GenBank genome assembly. NCBI's taxonomy places the organism in Eukaryota, Viridiplantae, Streptophyta, Magnoliopsida, Malpighiales, Linaceae.